CUUAAAACCGCUCCCUAACAAAUUCAUAUCUGGGGACGUUCAAUCAUUCACCGCUGAGAUGCCAUUGCCGACGUCGUCCGAGGAGCUGGAGCUUGCUUGGGGGUCUGCUGGGUUGGUCAUUCGACAUGCAUUUGUGUGCGAGGUGAGCAUGCGUCCCGGAAAAGGUUCUUCCAAGACGAAGGUAUCGUUCUGGGACGCCAAGAAGAUGCUCGAGAAGUUGGGGGUCCAAUUCGACCACGCUCGGACAGUGACCAAGAGCAGUCAAGACACGGUGCUCGUCGUGCGACUGUACUUCUUCACGGCCCAUGCAUUCAACGACGCAUACUCCAUCGUGUCUGGGCAGCCGAACAACACCGUGUUCGCGCAGGGCAACGCGGUGGAGAUUCAGAUCGCCACGGUAGUCAACGACAACGCUACCGUGUCAUCAUCUCUUGCCGUCACUGCCCCGCCAGACUUUGACCAACACAUGAAGGGGUGUCGCAUCGACACGAUCGUUGUCAAGGGGUUGCCGGCCAAGUGGUUUGACGUAGACACGAAAUCGUUUCUCGACGACGACGACCAUCCUCCUCCAUCCAUCCAAAGCGCGUACAUGCAUGACCAGCAUGCUUUGUUUCAACUCUUCAGCACAUUUGGCGCUCUCUCGGCCAUCGACGUCGUGCCGCCGUCUGCCACUACUAGUACUACCGCUGGCGCCGACGACGGGACCACCGCCUCGUCGACAGUGUCCACAUCACACUUUGAUGCGUACGUACAGUUCAAGACAUACGACGGAGUGCGCGCCGCCCUCUCGACGCUGUGUGACGGUGGAAGCCGCGUGCUGUGCCACACAUCCCACGUAAAGACGUUUGUGCCGCUGGUGGCCCACGUCGACACGACCGAGUACCUCAGCGACGCGCAUAUUCGCCAGCGCCGAUUUGCAAGGGAACAGCGGUUGCAUGACCAGCAGGCCAAGGCGGCGGCCGCGAUCGCCGCGGAACGGCAGGCCAAGGCGUCGAUGGAGCAGGCCACGGCGUUAGUUGGGUCGUUGGGGGACGAGUUGGACAAAGCCGCCGCCGACGCCAUCCAGUUGUCUUCGUCGUUGGCCGAGCUCAAGGCCGCCGCGGCCGCAUACGGGGCUUUGAAGGCGGAGCCGACGAUGGAACGGGUGGCUAUCGUGCGACAGGCGCUGGACGUAGUCGGCACCUGCCUGGCGAAAGCUGUGCGCGACAAGGAGGAGCAUGAAGCUGCGAUACAGCGAGCCGCGUGGACCAAACAAGUCAACAAAGCGGCGGCGGCGGCGCGGGAUCUCAAGUUGGCGCGGCUGCAGAAAAAACUAUCGGCUGCCAAGCACUCGUUUGCAUCGAUUGUCGGCCACGUGGCAGUGGUGGCAGAUAUGGCAGCGGCCGACGAAGCAUUGGCGGUGGCAGUUCAAAGCGCGACUACGUCUCAUGGAAGUGCCACGUCAUCGUCGUCUUCUGUAAACAACGCCGAGGACGUCCAGACAUACUUGACCAAGCUGGAUGAAGACGUGGAUGAAGCCGUGCACUCGGUGGACGCGGUCGUAGCGCGGCUAGAAGUCGUGGACCGAUUCUAUCAGGUCGAACGUGCUGUCAAGAGCUGGAGUAUCGCGCCGUUUCACGUGCAAAGUCUGCUGCAAACCAUUGAAAACGAAGCGUGGGGGGACCGGACCGAGGACGUGGCCAAGCGAUUGGACGACCUCGACGAGGUCGUGCAGGCUGGUGGCCAUUUGGACAAACUGGUCGCUCGCCAUGUCGCUCUGGGCGAGCAGAUUGGUAGUGCAACCCCACGACAUGAAGACGGCGAGAACGACCUGCGACAGCGUCACACGGACAUUGGCCUGUUGUUGCACCGUGUCGCAGACGUAGGUGACGUGGCCGGCCUGCAGACGCAAAUGGACGCGCUCGAAACCCAAGUGUCGGCGUUUCUAGCAGACCAAGCGCAGCGAUGGAAAGAAGCCAAUUCUCACGCCGGUCAAAUGUCUCGCAUUCAAGCUGCUCGCAAACGUCUGGCGUUGUGGCGACGGGAAGUGGGGGCGCCCACCACGCCAGUGUAUGCGACAGAGCGUGUGACGGCGUUACCAGAUCGAUACGGCGGCACCAGUGCCCUAAAGAAGCCGCGCUUGGUGCAAUACGUGGCAGCGUCCAGUGGUAUCCCCCGGCUAGCCAGCUCCGUGUGGAUCGUAGACAACGACACGGGGGCGGUGCGUCCUCCCAAGACCCACGACGAGCGACUGCAGCAGGACAUGGAGGCGUUGCGCGUGCAGGUCGUGGAAAGCCAGCGCCGAGAGCUGGCAAAGGAGCGUCAGUUGCGGGCAUUGGUGCUGCAGAGCAUGAAACAACCGAAACCAGCGACGACGACGAACGACGGCGAUGCCACGUCAUAAUCUACCCUGAGUGUGCGCUUUGUGAGUGUUUUGAAACAUAUCAGAUACCUAACGGUAGACGAGGUUGUACAUAUGAUAUUGGGCACACGACCAGU
Molecule: messenger RNA, 2478 nt
Organism: Aphanomyces astaci
Lineage: Eukaryota; Oomycota; Saprolegniomycetes; Saprolegniales; Verrucalvaceae
Exons: 7
Coding region: 59-2383 (774 amino acids)
Source: RefSeq, a predicted model, not a curated record